Molecule: messenger RNA, 1692 nt
Organism: Malassezia sympodialis ATCC 42132
Lineage: Eukaryota; Fungi; Basidiomycota; Malasseziomycetes; Malasseziales; Malasseziaceae
Exons: 2
Coding region: 1-1692 (563 amino acids)
Biological process (GO): box C/D snoRNP assembly
Cellular component (GO): nucleus
Molecular function (GO): RNA binding
Source: RefSeq, a predicted model, not a curated record
AUGGCGGACGGACCACCGGCGCCCGCACGGAAGCCUAAGAAAGUGCCGAGGUACGAUGAAUACGGCAACUAUUUGGGGGACGUAAGGGAGGACGAGCUCCAGGCAAUUGAAGCUGCAGCAGCGAAGCAACGAUCGCCACCACCACCUGUGGCCCCAGCCGAUGCACCGUCCUUGUUUCCACCCAAUGGUGCCGCUCGGCCUGCGCCUAUGGCUGCGCCAAAGCCGACACGAAGACCAGUGCCACGGCCCAGUGGACCUUUGUACUAUUGUGGACUCGAUACGACGUUGCUAUCGCAGCCCUCUCGCUGCACGUUUGCGGCAACGUCUGAGCUAGAGCUCAUGCUCCACCGCGCCGACAGGCACCUUGUAUACCCUCCUGGCGGCAUGGAUGAGCUACGAAGACGUGACCCUAUGCGCAUAGCCGAAGAACGUGAGCAUCUAGCGCGGCAACGCAAAGGUAAUGCGCGUGCAGCGGACGGCCCCUCCGACUCGACGAUUCUGGGCCUGAAUAUCAAGUUGGAUACCCCGGAGCUCAUUGAAGAAUGGAUAAGACAGCGCAAGAAAAGGUUCCCGACUGCUGCACUCAUUGAACAAAAGCAGGCGCGUAUUCGACUUCGUGAGCUGCCGAGAUCGAACGCACAGGUGCCACGCGCCCCAUCUUCGACAAACGAGGCGUCGGGCGAUCCGUCUUUCCAGGCAGCCGGUCCGCCCUCAACUUCUGCGUCUGAUGCCUCGCUUGAUGCAAAAAGGGCCCCGGCAAAUCAGUCUCAUGCGCCGGACACUUCGUCGGGCUCGUCCGACUCUGACACUGACUCGGACUCGUCAUCAGAGUCGUCCAAUUCAGAUAUGGACCCAGUGCGAGACGCGGUCUCGUCGAAGUUGGACCCUAGCGACCCACCUGCGUCCGAGGAACGCAACAGCGCUCGUACGCCGCAGCACCCGUCUUCUAAGCGGGCAUCGACCGACGGUGAGACUUCUCUACGCCCCAAGCGCCGCGCCGUGCCACGGCGCGCUGCACCGAACCCGUUCGAGGUGCCAGAUUUGCUCCGACAGCUGCUGGAGCGCGAGAUCCUGCAGCAUGUGGAUGCCCUAGCGCAGUGGCUCGAUUUUGUGCUGGACAACAACUUUUUGGCGAGCUUGGAGCGACACCGUGGCGAGGCAGCGGCACAGCGCGCGCGGCGCGCCAGGGUCACGGACCUGUCAGCGGAGCUGGCGGCGCCUGUGCCUGGCACUGGUACUGCUUCUACGGCGGCACUGCCGCCGGUUGCAUCACCUCCUCUACGAGCGCUCGAUGAGCUGCUGUGGCCCGACGAGCCCGAUCCAUUGAUCUACCUGGAUCCGCUGCGUGCUGCGGACCCGAAGCCGUUGCGGCUGAGUGAGCUGGAGACACUUGCUAUGGAUCCUACACUGCGAGCGAUAUUGCAACCGACAUCCUCAUUGCACCCCCGUGGCGAGGACAAUCACGCGCUGCGUCGUGCCCUCGAGACGUGGCGCGCUCUUCCGACGUCGCGUCACCGCGAGGCAGCCCUGCAGCUGAUCCUCGGCGUGGGAGCCGACAGCCCUGUGCAUGCCCACGAGGCGUAUGCACCUGCCUACCAGCGUGUGCGCGGGGCGCCGCGCGGCACACACAUGCAGCAGGGGCGGGUCAUUGGCGAGACGGAGCUCUUUCGGCUCGGGCUGCCACAUGGCUGA